AUGAAGUAUCUGGGACUUCACCUCGACUUGCGUUGCAGCUUCAAGCCACAUUUCGAGUUGUUGGCCGCCAGGUUGGGCUCCGCGGUACUGAGCUUCGGCCGCAUAAUACUCAACCUGGGUGGGCUAAGCGAGGGAGUGCGCCGCCUCUACAUGGGGGUGGUGCGCUCCAUCGCGUUGUACGGUGCGCCGAGAGUAACGCAAAAUAACUAUCAGGGUGGCACGUGCGUACCGCACCGUGUUGCGGGAGGCGGCAGGUUCGCCUCCGUAGAUCACGUGGCGUACGCGCUGGCGGACAUUUACGACUGGAAGGAAGAACUGGCCCGCGAGGGCAAGCUCGUCACGCAGCAGAUGACGGAGGCUAGAAGAAACCUGGCCAGGCGGGACAUCUUCCGGCACCUGCGGGAGAGACUGCCUCAUGCUAGAACGGGGCUAAGGGUGAUGAUGAUCCUCGGGCCCGUUUUGGAAGAAUGGAUGGAUAGGGGACGGGGAAAAUUCUUCUUCCAUGUAACGCAGAUGCUCUCCGGGCACGGUUGCUUCGGAGAGUACCUGCACGAGAAGAUUGGGAGGAAAGCUUCCCCGAGAUGCCAUCACUGCCCGAAGGAGAGAGACACGGCGCAGCACACCUUGAAGUGGAAUUGUCAAAGUGUGCAGAAAAAGCAUCCAGAAUUCAAAACGAAUUUCAAGGACUACAAUAUUAUUUUAUUAUCCAAAACAUGGUAUGACCACAAUCUGAACGGCUAUUUAGAAACUUUGAUGUUAUAA
Messenger RNA from Solenopsis invicta (red fire ant), 762 nucleotides. RefSeq lists its product as uncharacterized. NCBI's taxonomy places the organism in Eukaryota, Metazoa, Arthropoda, Insecta, Hymenoptera, Formicidae. The record is from RefSeq and is a predicted model, not a curated record. The transcript is spliced from 3 exons. The coding region runs from base 1 to 762 and encodes 253 amino acids.